AUGGACUCAAUGUCAAAGCUUCGAGCAAGAGUUGAAGACAGGAUCAGUGCAUUACCAGAUGCCAAAUUGACGACCAAUAUUACGAGGUUAAUUUUUCCGAGGCACGUUGAUAAUGUACUCUUCUCUCGUAACUCAUCAGACAUUCAAAAGUUCACUCUUUGCUGUAACUCUGUUGGGGAUUUCUCUCGUGUUGAUGGUUGGAUUCGUGCUGCCAUUAGGCGUAAUGAUGUUGAACUUGAUCUAGAUGUUGGGUCACCUAAAGAUGAGAUUUUUGAGUUGCCUCAAAGCCUUUUUUCGUGCAAAACACUGAUGGAUUUGACGCUGAUGUCAAAUUUUAUUAUCAAGCCUCCUACAUCAGGUUGUUUUCCAAGUCUCAAAUCCCUCCGUCUUGAUAUUAAUCAUCCACAAAAUAACUCAAUGGAGAAGCUUUUUUCUUGCUGCCCUGUACUUGAGAGUUUGUUUAUCACUGGAUCUCAUGGAAAUGAUCGCUUUUGGAAUUUCCUCUAUCGACCUCAACAGACUCAUCUUGGUGAUGCCGUUUUAAAUUUCAUUAUCUCGGCGCCUGAACUGAAGACGUUAAGAAUAUAUUGGAAUUCGCAAGAUGGUUAUAAGAAGUGCAGUUUUUUCAUUGCUGCUCCAAAGCUUGUAAGAUUUGACCUCAACCAGAAUGUUUUAACUGAUUGUUUUUUGGAGAAUGCAAAAUCCUUAGUCAAUGCUACUAUUGAUCUCUGGGAACAUUCUGCAAAUCAAGUUCAGCGCUUUGCCAUUCGCUCCACUGCGCUUCUGGCUGGAAUUUCCAAUGUUAAAUAUCUGUUUCUUAGAUCUCAUCGUUUGAAGUUUGACCCUAAACAGGAGCUCGAAAAGCUCCUGGCCGAAUUUCCUGCCUUUUUCUUCCAUAGGGUCCGGUGA
Molecule: messenger RNA, 909 nt
Organism: Malus domestica (apple)
Lineage: Eukaryota; Viridiplantae; Streptophyta; Magnoliopsida; Rosales; Rosaceae
Source: RefSeq, a predicted model, not a curated record